Molecule: messenger RNA, 438 nt
Organism: Pieris macdunnoughi
Lineage: Eukaryota; Metazoa; Arthropoda; Insecta; Lepidoptera; Pieridae
Source: the annotation of a GenBank genome assembly
AUGAAUAGGAUUUAUGUAUUGUUGUGCGUGUGUUUUGUGGGGGCUGCAUUUGGAGCCGAAGCAGAUGUAAAAGCAUGGUUCUUGGAAAAAGCGAUUGAGUGCAGUCAGAAACAUGCGGUCAACAGUGAAGAGAUGAAAAUGCUCAGCGACCAUAAAUUCCCAGAGAGCAACACCUCUAAGUGUCUUUUGGCGUGUGUCUUCAAAAAAGCGGAAUGGAUUGAUGAAAAUGGCAUGUUCAGCGAAGACAAUGCUUACAAACUAUCACUAAAAGAGUUUCCAGAUGAUAAAGAAAAACUAGCAAAUGCUAAGAAACUAUUUGGAUUGUGCAAGACAGUCAACGAUGCAAAUGUCGGAGACGGUGCCAAAGGGUGUGAACGAGCUUCACUACUUGCUUCAUGUUUAGUCAAAAACGCCGGACAGGUUAAUAUUUUGGUUUAG